Gongylonema pulchrum is the source of this 717-nucleotide messenger RNA. The record is from the annotation of a GenBank genome assembly. NCBI's taxonomy places the organism in Eukaryota, Metazoa, Nematoda, Chromadorea, Rhabditida, Gongylonematidae.
AUGAUAUGUUGUGUUUGUUUGCUGGAAGCCGAUAGACAUUGCAUAUCACUGAAUUAUACCGUCGUUCACUGGGGCAGCAAGGGCAUACACCGAAUCGAAUGGCAGUCGCUUCCUCGCGAAAUACGUCUGCAGUUUGUUACACUGCUCCGUGAUAUUAGUAUUCAGCAUAUUUGCCACACGGAAACGAUCAUCAGAUGCUUUGUGGAGCAUUUGCUUGCUAAAGUCCAGCCGAUUGCUGUCAGAGAUGCCGCCGAGGGAGAAGGUACAAGCGUGGAAAAGAAGCAUGAGAUGAAAUUCGAGCUGCGUGUUACACCGCAAGAACAGAAUGAAAUAUUUCAGUUGGCUCACGAUGGUUUAACAAAAAUCGUCUGGCAGUGCUUUCCACAUUUUUCGGUACCAACAAUUCGCUAUGUUAGCUAUGUAAGAAAUCUGAUAUUGGUUUGCGAGAAUAUACCACACUGCAGAAGUGAUAUGUUCUUGGUUUUGAUCGACAGUCUUUCUCAACUGGAUGUAAGUUUACGGGCAUUUGAAGUGACACCGGAACUGUUAUCACGUGCUAGAUCGGAUCGUAGUGGGACUGGUUGUCCAGCUGGCGAAAUCCUCGACCAAGAAAUCGAGGAGAGGUGCUUACUAAGCAUCAUAAUCUCGUUUCGAACGAUACCAGUUCGAGAUCAUGAUGAGAAAUUAGCUGCAAUGAAUGUAAUAAAUGUAAAAUAG